Molecule: messenger RNA, 318 nt
Organism: Rotaria socialis
Lineage: Eukaryota; Metazoa; Rotifera; Eurotatoria; Philodinida; Philodinidae
Source: the annotation of a GenBank genome assembly
AUGUCAUUAUCAAUGUUCAAUGAUCAUUCUCAAAACGUCUUGCAAUUAAUAGGAGGUCGUGUUGUCUCAUUACGUCUGAUAUUAAUCAAUGUUAUCAAUGGAUGGCGACUCAUUUCAUCCUCUCUUCGAUCCCAUUCCACAACAUUCCUUCAACGUCUACAUCUGAUUGACAUUGAACCACAUGAAUUUGAUAAAUUAUUACGAAGUCAGUUAAUAAAACAAAUACAUAAUUUAUUAGUCGAUAUAACAUCAUCUAAUCGAUUCAAUUGUCUUCAAAUUGAAGGAGUUUAUCCAGUUAAAGUAAGUAAACAAAUGUAA